This is a messenger RNA of Acinonyx jubatus (cheetah), 2265 nucleotides long. RefSeq names its product sphingomyelin phosphodiesterase acid like 3B (gene SMPDL3B). Lineage: Eukaryota; Metazoa; Chordata; Mammalia; Carnivora; Felidae. The transcript has 9 exons. Gene Ontology annotation, molecular function: sphingomyelin phosphodiesterase activity. Gene Ontology annotation, biological process: sphingomyelin catabolic process. Bases 936 to 2075 code for a protein of 379 amino acids. The record is from RefSeq and is a predicted model, not a curated record.
CCGGAGAAUCCAGUUACUGGCUGGACUGACAGGCAGGACAGGUGUGGCUUUCUACCCCUCAGAGUUCAAAGGCCUGGCUGGUGCAUCUUCCUGGGCAAGCCCUGCUCACGCCCUUCGAGGCAAAGGCAGAAAAGCCAGAGGAGGCAGGGCCUCGGAUGACUAGGCACACAGGGAAACAGGACGGGAACUUCUGCUCAGGCCCAUGGCCAACAACAUCUAGUUAGGAAGCCUGCAGUUUCAGUCACAGAUUCGGGGGAGUCCUGUGGCUCCCGUGAAGUGAGCCCUAAAGACGAGGCGAGUCCCAAAGAUGAGGCUGUUCAAGCUGCUGAUUUUCUUGGCCCACUGGGGAGUCACCAGGGCUGAACCAGCCUUGUUCACUGAUUGAACAUCUAUUCGGGCAUCUUCCACAUCCCAGGCACUGCUCGAGGUGCUGAGGACACAGAGAUGAACAAGACAGGCUGCAUCUCUCACGGAACUGACAGAGUAGACGGGGAAGGUGGGUGAUACACAAGUCGAUAAGCUCAUUUCAUUAUGUGAGAGUGUUCUGAAGAAAAUAAAACUGAGGGAGGCGAUAACUAGUGACCAGACGGGUGGUGGGGGAUGGAACUUGACAAAAGGUAGUCAAGGAAGGCUUCUUUGAGGUGGUGACCCUUGGGCUGAGGCCUGAAUGAGGAGGACAAAGCAGCCAUGCGGGCAAUGACCUGGGGAAGACUGGGGAAGGCCGCAGAGAAGCCAGAAAGAGGCCCUACGAGGAGAAGGAGUGGGGGAAGUUCUGGCACAUCUCGGACCUGCACCUUGACCCUGACUACAAGGUAUCUGAAGACCCCCUCCAGGUGUGCCCAUCAGCUGGCUCCCAGCCGGUGCCCAAUGCAGGCCCCUGGGGUAACUACCUCUGCGACUCUCCCUGGGUCCUCAUCAACUCCUCCAUCUAUGCCAUGAAGGAGAUCGAGCCCAAGCCAGACUUCAUCCUCUGGACCGGUGACGACACACCUCAUGUGCCCAAUGAGAGGCUGGGAGAGGCAGCCGUGCUGGCAAUUGUGGACCGCCUGACCAGGCUCAUCAGAGAGGUCUUUCCAGGUACUAAAGUCUACGCUGCUUUGGGGAAUCAUGACUUUCACCCCAAGAACCAGCUCCCAGCAGGGAGCAACAGCAUCUAUGAUCAGGUAGCAGAACUGUGGAGGCCCUGGCUCAGUAACGAAUCCAUCGCUCUCUUCAAAGAAGGUGCCUUCUAUGCCGAGAAGCUGCCUGGACUGAGUGGGGCUGGGCGAGUCGUGGUCCUCAACACCAACCUGUACUAUGGCAACAAUGAGCAAACAGCGGGCAUGGCCGACCCCGCUCAGCAGUUCCAGUGGUUGGAAGACGUGCUGACCAAUGCAUCCCGAGCUAAGGAAAUGGUGUACAUUAUUGGCCACGUGCCCCCAGGGUUCUUUGAGAAGACUCGGAACAAAGCUUGGUUCCGGGAGGGCUUCAAUGAGGAGUACUUGAAGGUGGUCCAGAAGCACCAUCAUGUCAUCGUGGGGCAGUUCUUCGGUCACCACCACACUGACAGCUUCCGGAUGUUUUAUGAUGAUACAGGUGCCCCCAUCAGCGUCAUGUUCCUUACACCGGGGGUCACCCCAUGGAAAACCACCUUACCUGGAGUGGUCAACGGGGCCAACAAUCCAGGCAUCCGGGUAUUUGAAUAUGACCGAACCACACUGAGCCUGCAGGACAUGGUGACCUACUUCGUGAACCUGAGCCAGGCGAACGAAAAGGGGAUCCCGCUCUGGGAGCUUGAGUACCGGUUGACCGAGGCCUACGGGGUGCCCGACGCAGGCUCCCGCUCCAUGCACGCGGCGCUGGGCCGCAUCGCCAGCGACCCCGGCACGUUGCAGCGCUACUACGUCUACAACUCGGUCAGCUACGACAGGGAGGCCUGCGACCCGGCCUGCAGCGCCGAGCACGUGUGCGCGAUGCGCGAGGUGGCAUUCGACGCUUACGCCGCCUGCCUGCGCGCCCCCGGCGCCGCGCCCGCGCCCCGGCUCGCGCUCCUGCUCGCGGCGCUGCUGGGCCUGCGCGCGCUGCUAGCGCCGUGACCUCGGGCGCCCGGCCGCCUGGCUCGCCCGUCCCCGGGAAGCACGCGGCCACACCUGCCCGGCGUCGGCAGUGUGAACUGGGAUGGGGCAGCCGGAUUGGGAAAUGAACCUCCAAAGACUCCCGCGCAACCAGCCCCGCCCCCCUCCAGGACGUUUUUCAUCCAAAAAACAAUGCUCAUCGAGCAUCUUA